This is a messenger RNA of Clarias gariepinus (North African catfish), 2978 nucleotides long. RefSeq names its product CUB domain containing protein 1a (gene cdcp1a). Bases 181 to 2628 code for a protein of 815 amino acids. The transcript has 9 exons. NCBI's taxonomy places the organism in Eukaryota, Metazoa, Chordata, Actinopteri, Siluriformes, Clariidae. The record is from RefSeq and is a predicted model, not a curated record.
CCACAGUCCACAUGCAAAUGAGCCCAAAGGGCGGAUCCCUCUGUCCACCUGGAGAGAAACACGCUGAAGUAACGGCGGUGUUACAGGAAGUCCGCCUUAUUUUCAAGGAAGACGGAUUUGGCGUCCAUGGCGAGAAAGGUUUUUGUUAAAUUAGCCUAACCCACGUGGAAGAGAGACGUCAUGGGGCUUUUGGGCGACAUGCUGAUGCUUUUUGGAGUGUUUUACUCGUCGGUGAGGAUAAUCUCAGUCUCAGGGGGUCCAUCACUUAUCAUCAAUGUUUAUAGUCAUUCCACCAUACAUAUAAAUAGGAAUACACCAUCGCAGUUAAAAUGUGACAUUUGCAGUCAGAAUGUAUGCCAGUCCUCUCUGACACUCAGUAGAAGCAUGAAUGUAAGCUUCAGCUGUCCACAACCAGAAGAGGUCUUCAGGGUGGAGAUUGUUAAAAACAUUGUAUGCACUAGUACAUGUAAUGGUACUAUCACUCCAGAGGCCUACUCUUCUCUUCAAAACUUUACUCGCACAUUUACCUGGAACGUAAAAGUCCAAACCCGCAAUGCUUUCUGCUUGAACUUUACCAGAGCUGGAUUAAAGCAGAUCCAACCUACAGAGCAAUGUCAAGACAAACACAUUUACUCAGUGUCUACAGCCACAGCAAGAAUUGGGACAUUUUGCCGCCAGGGAACCAUCAAAAGCAUGCAGGUGCUCCGGGAAGGCCGUGUGUCUUUGCAAGUGCCUGGAAAACAACAACUGAAUGCAACGAGCUUUGGUGUAUUACUCGGACCAGAAAUAACAUCACCUGCGAUUAUCAGCGUCACCCUGCCAGAGAAGCCAUCAUCCCAAGAAUUUUUUUCUCCAAACUAUCCAGAAAGCUUUCCUGAUGAUGACUUAGUCACAUGGACUUUCCAAGUUCCACACAAGUACUACUCAACAGUGAAUAUACUGAACUGCACCAAGCCUAGGUGCGAAAAGAAGGAUACACGAGUGGAAUACCAGCUACAUAGCACAACCUUGGUGAAACAACUGAGUGAGCCACAGCUAUCUGAGCACCAGGGCUCCUUCAAUCUUUCUCUGCAGAACUGUCAUGUAGACACACAAUCCUCCUUCCCCGGUCUCACCCUGCAUUUUAAAAUCUCUGCUCUCCAGAGAGGCCGUGAAGUGCGCUGUACUGUGGAUCUAAAGAAGGAAAAGAGGCUACUGAUACACAUGACGAAAAAGAAACCCAAAUCAGACUGCAUUUUAAAACUGAACUCACAGGCCCAGGAGACAGUCACAGUCCCUCCAUUACUGGUCUCCCAUAUAUCCUUUAUUGAUUGCCAAGAGGAAGACCUGCUGAUCACUAUAGGCAAAAAUAUUUCAUGUUAUCGCUCAAAAGAAUGCUCAUCCCCUGAACCUCUAGAGGUGCCUGCACUGGAGAAAUGUAUCAUGGGAAUCGUGCAAGAGGUCCGAUGGCACCUGUAUGGCCCACAAAAUGGGACAGUAGAGCUGCUGGCUUCAGAGGGAAACCUCCAGCAAUCUCUGCCUGGCCACACAUGCAACAACACUGUUCUUCUCACUGUGUCAGAAAAUGAGCCCAAAGGCAUCACUGUCGGGCAGUUUUGUCCCCAGGGAACUAUUAAAAAAAUACAAAUUAAUGUUCCAAACAUUACAGUGAGCGCUUCUCCCACAGGUGGCAAGAAUUUAAGGCAGAUCACCAGCUCCUUCUUACAUGUUUCAUUUACUAAACCUAUAAAAGAGAACUACAUUUUCACUGUAUUGCCAAAGAAGGAUAAACCAGUGCUUUUAGCAACUCCAGCAUGGCCGUUGGGAAUGAAGGCAUAUGGUACUGUCUCCUGGUUCGUCUCAUUUCCUGGACAGCUUGAGGCUCAUGUGAGCUUUCCCAAUGUUAGCCAGCUCACAUGUAAGAAUCGACCAGCAUACAUUAAAUUGCACAGGCAGCAGUCUCAACACAAGAUGUACAUCUGGCAAGAUCAAAAUCCUAAGGAUGUGAUGGUAUCAGAAAAUUUCUACCUCAACAUGUCAAACUGCUUACCAGUAAAAGGAGCCUUCAGUGUGGUCAGCCAGGUCACCUUGCACACAGGCAAAAGCAUGGUUUUAACCAUUGUCCUAAGUGUUGUGGGUGUUGUUUUGCUGCUGACAGCAAUCAUUUUAGCUGUGUUCUGUAUUAUGAGGAAAAAGAAGAGGAAACAGAGUGCUCCUAAGGUCUCAGUUUACAAUCCCAAUAACCAUCCCUUCCUGCCAGGCCUUCAUGGGAUUCCCCAGGAAACAGAGGAAGAUUUUCAUCUUUAUCAAAGUAUAGAUGACCACAUGGUAUAUGGACAUCUUCUUAAAGAUUGUGUAGAAAUGAAUGACUUUGGACAGCCAGCUGUCAGUGUGUACCGGGAGUUUACUGGACCAACAGAACAGCAGCCAUUAACAGAGGAUGCAGAAGUAGGGGUUUACAGGCCUUUCACUGGGUCUCAGAGUGCACCAGAUGUGCCUGAUAUACUUGUACGGUCAGGAAAAAAUCUGGUAUGUAAUGAAAAACAAAAAUCUAAUGAGGAAAUCAGUGGAGGGGACUCUGUUCAGGAUCCAGAAACUCUGGAAAACGUACAGAGAACCUGGAAAGCAGGGCCACAAGAGAAUGAAUAAGAAUUUACAAAGAGUUUAUACUUAAAACUUGCACUGGAAGCUAACAGAAAGCAAACCAUGUGAUUCUGUUGCUGGAUCUUCAAUAUGACUUUUAGUCUGUUUACCUAAGAAAUCUGUUUAACUAAGUUUUUACAUUUUGAAAUUGUUCCUAGAUAAUGCCAUAAGACAUUGUUAAUAUCACAAAAUAUUUAAUUUCUUUAAAAUACAUGAAAUGACUGAUGAAAAAUGUAAAUUGUGAGCAACCACACUUGUUUUUUUUUCUUAAAUCAUAACAUUUUAAAACGUAUUUUUGUGCACCAUAAAAGGAGCCAGUUUGACUGUGGUAGUGGGACUAUCACCAAGGUUUGUCA